AUGGACAGUCGAGUGUGGCUUGAAACUUUCGUCGAGGACUCGUGGGGAUGUUACGUGAGUAGCACUCACCCCGGACCAAUAGCCCUUCACGUUGACAAUCUGAAGUGUCACUUGGUGCCACUGCCAAAAAGUACGUCGGUUCUCCAGCCCUUGGACGUCGAGGUGAUGGGUCCUUUUAAGCAGAAGCUGCGAGCUAUUACACUAGCGUUUGAGCUCGGCGCUAUCGGACCUAGCGGUCUCCUGCCUCUACGUGAGUGUCUUCUGGCAAUUGAGCGCAUGUCGGCCCUUGAAAAGCGCAAGCGCCUAGUGGAACGUAAGGCUUGGCUGAAAGCGGGUCUCUAA
Phytophthora infestans T30-4 is the source of this 342-nucleotide messenger RNA. RefSeq lists its product as uncharacterized. NCBI's taxonomy places the organism in Eukaryota, Oomycota, Peronosporomycetes, Peronosporales, Peronosporaceae. The record is from RefSeq and is a predicted model, not a curated record. The coding region runs from base 1 to 342 and encodes 113 amino acids. The transcript has 3 exons.